Aspergillus alliaceus is the source of this 832-nucleotide messenger RNA. It is a transcript of the gene alg13, whose product is annotated as N-acetylglucosaminyldiphosphodolichol N-acetylglucosaminyltransferase catalytic subunit ALG13. Gene Ontology annotation, cellular component: UDP-N-acetylglucosamine transferase complex; extrinsic component of endoplasmic reticulum membrane. Gene Ontology annotation, biological process: dolichol-linked oligosaccharide biosynthetic process. The record is from RefSeq and is a predicted model, not a curated record. Bases 144 to 758 code for a protein of 204 amino acids. NCBI's taxonomy places the organism in Eukaryota, Fungi, Ascomycota, Eurotiomycetes, Eurotiales, Aspergillaceae. The transcript has 3 exons. Gene Ontology annotation, molecular function: hexosyltransferase activity.
UAUGUUGCACUUCAAUCAAUUACUCUGGGUCCGUUUUCGAACUGAUACCAUCGGAAAAGAUUAAUAUGCUUCUUCAGUCCGGGGGAGGCAUUGUGCAAUCGUCCUUGCCAGAGACAGGUCCUUGAAGCAUACCGGUACCAGUCAUGGCGUCGCACGGCCGGAGUCACCCUAUGAAGUUAUGCUUCGUAACGGUGGGCGCUACGGCUUCUUUUCAUUUACUUCUGCGGGCUGUUCUGGAUGAGAAAUUUCUGGCCGCUCUGCACGAAGCUGAUUACACUCAUCUUCUGGUUCAAUACGGGAAGGACAGCCAGACUCUCUUUCAAGAGCUUCUCAGCAAAUACCCUCCUGGAAGCCCAGGUCGGCACGGCAUUGAAAUCGACGGGUUUGAUUUCAAUAAUGCAGGUCUGGACGGGGAGAUGAGGCUGGCCCAAGCGAGCCCCUCGGAGGGUCGAGAUGGUGGGUUGAUUAUCAGCCAUGCGGGAUCGGGCACUAUCCUGGACGCACUACGGCUAGGUGUUCCCCUUGUGGUUGUUCCAAAUACAACUCUCAAGGAUAACCACCAGGUGGAGCUAGCCCGCGAGCUACAGAAGCAAGGAUAUGUCGUGGCUAGUGAAUAUCAGUAUGUGUUUGUUGCUGUUGAGCAUGCCGAGAAGCUACGGACUCGCAUGCUGGCUUGGCCGCCUGUGAAUGGAGCAGGCCAGAAACGCCAUCGCACGCUAGACCAGGUGAUGUCGGAUGAAUUGGGCUUUUUGGAUUAAAUCUAUUUCCUCGUGGGAGCGUUUGCGCCUUGAGUGUUUUGUGUUUGAACCCUCAUACCUGUGGGUCCGUAGAU